This is a messenger RNA of Solanum lycopersicum (tomato), 660 nucleotides long. RefSeq lists its product as uncharacterized. NCBI's taxonomy places the organism in Eukaryota, Viridiplantae, Streptophyta, Magnoliopsida, Solanales, Solanaceae. The record is from RefSeq and is a predicted model, not a curated record.
AUGGCUACGUUGAGUUCCAAUCAUGUUGAAUCAUGUAAGGUUAUGAUUGAAGAAGUUAAGGCCUUUAGUGGCGCAAGAAGUGCUAAAGAACUGGAAAAUUUCAUUUGGGACAUGGAACAGUAUUUUACUGUUGCAAGGGUGCCUGACGCUGACAAGUUAAAUAUUACCACAAUGUAUUUGACGGGUGAUGCUAAACUUUGGUGGAGGACUCGAAAUGCCGAUGAUGUAAGUGCUGGUCGUCCUAGAAUUGUUACCUGGGAUAAAUUAAUAAAAGAAAUGCGUGAUAAAUUUCUUCCUAGCAACGCAUCUUGUCUUGCAAGGGAUAAAUUGAAAAGGCUAAGGCAUUCGGGUUCAGUGAGGGAAUACAUUAAAGAAUUUACGUUUGUGAUGUUAGGCAUAAAAAAUAUAUCCGAUGAGGAUAAAUUACACAACUUCAUCUCGGGUAUGCAAGGCUGGGCUCAAAAGAAACUACAGAGGCAGAAUGUUAAGGAUCUGCGCAGUGCAAUUGGUGCUGCAGAUUCGUUCAUUGAUUUCCGGACAACUCGUCCUUUGACAGAUGUUCCUCCACUUCAAACACUAAGAAAAAAAAUGAGAAGAAAGGGGAAAGGAAAAAGGACAGUCGUAAGGACUAUACAAAUGACAAAGGAAAAACACAAAUGA